AUGGCGGAGUCUGAAACAAAGCGGCGGAAACUCACAUCUUCGUUCUUGCUGGAAAAGCUUCAAGACUUGGACAUCGAUGGCGUCGAAAAGGAAACUGUGGCAAAGACCCUGUUGAAGGCUGAAGCAUCUGGUUCAACGACAGCAUUGCCGAAACCCACGGAGGCGGAGGUCGAACUGCCCGAGUUGGCGGCACUGGAGAUGAACAAACUUUUGGAUGUUUCAGGUUUCAAGCCAUUGCUGGCAUCAAACACAGAGGCGACCCGACCCAUUUUCCUGCGCAAACAUUUGCUCGAUGUGCGCGAUGUGGCUGUGGAUGUUUUGUCCGCUCCGGUUCAAGAGGAUGCCAAGCGCUUGGUCUCCCUGGUGGGAUGUCCCGGAACUGGCAAGACGUGGUGCGGUUGGUUGGUUGCCCAUGCCUUACAGAACACGAAAAAGAAGACACUGCAUGUCACCAUCAGAGGCCAGGAGGUGAUAGUGGUGUCCGAGUUCAAGAAGAAGAAGACGUAUGAAGUUGAUGAUUGGAAAUACAGCAUGUUGGGGCAAGUCCUGAACGAGAACCCGUGCGAUGUUUGCAUCAUUGAUGUGGGGGACAAGAGCCCCACCGAAUCCAAUGACAUUUUUCGUGGCGUCCGCACCAUUUUGGAAAGCAGUGCUGACCCGAAGCCCUUCCCGAAUGUCAAGUUCAUGUGCUUGGUUUCUGGACACGCGCAGGAGAAUAUCAUAGGCAAAGACAGAAGCAUUGCUGCUCAGAAGCUUGUCUUGUGGAGUUGGUCCGAAGAUGAUUUUCAAUCUUAUUUUGAGGCAAGUCAGGGUAGUGCGAACCAGCUGAAAGAGCACACCUACAGGAUUUGCGGUGGUUCGGUUCGCUUGUGGUUCAAUCCCGCACAGGACGAGGAGAACAUUUCCGAUGACGUUGAGCAACUGGAAGAGCAAGAAAUGCAAAGAUUUCUGACACCAGAUCAUCGCCCCACCUCCAACACGAAUCACCAUCAGCACUCACGAUUGUUGGCUUUCUUUCGCAAUCCCACCGCCUUUGCAAAUGCGGGCGAAGAUGACUUCAAGCGUGGUGUUGUGUCUGCUUACAUCGUGCCACGCUCAGACUACGUCAUUCGAAGCAUCAAGGCGCAUGAGAAGGGCAGUUUCUCCCAAUUCAAGAAGAUGUAUGAGAGGCUGUUGCCUCUGAACCCGGGCGCCGCAGGAACGCCGUUUGAGAUUCUCGUGCAUUACUUCUGGGAGGAGUGCAUCAACAAGAAGGACAACAUCCAGUUGAAGAUCACCGAUCAACACGGAUUGGAGAAGCGCACCAUCAUGGUGGACUGUUCCCUGUUGAAGCCCGUGGCUGAAUGUAAGCCUGUUGAGAGUUCGGACGACAAAGGCAAAGACGCUGUAGAUGCGAACCUGUUAGGGUAUUUUACUCCAAAAAACAAGAAGAAUUACCCCAGACUGGACAGCAUUUUGCGCUACAAGAGUGCUGAGCAGACAGAGGUUCUCGCAAUCCAGGUGAGCAUCGGGGCGACUCACCAGUAUGGAGACAAGCGCAAAAAUGCGCUGCUCGAAGCAGGAGGGAAGACAUCACUAGCAUUGUGGGAUCACCGCGACAAAGACAGGAAGUGUGUGUGGAAAAGCAACGAGUCCGAUGAUUGGGACUUGGUUUAUGUCCGCUGUAGAGAGUUCGAUGACAAGAUGAGGUCGCUGCCGUCCAACCGUCGUCCCAGCAAGCAGUCGAAUCUCUCCGUGGAUGUGCCUGGCACUGUGCCUGGCUCUCGCCGAGGAGCCUGUGAAGUUAGGAGGGAUUGCCGUUUAAUCUGGACCAAGGUGUUGAUUCCAGAAGCAGAGAAGCAGCUGGGUGCACCCAGCACCAAUCGGGACUUGGAGGAUUGGAAGCGAAGAAAUGGUCUAGCGCCUGAGACACGAGUCUUCUGCAUCACAGGAGCUUUUCCGGGGAUUCGCAAGGCCCUGGUGGCGCGAGGUUGGCACGAGAACGACGACAAGCAAAGCAAAUGCUGGGACUUGAAGUACGCGCUUUGGCAGCGCGACCUGGGUGAGAUGGGCGAAUUGGAGGAGAGCCAGGUAGUGAACUACUUCGCCCGGAACGCGGAGCUCACAUCCAAGGUCGGCUUGUGCAACUCGUUGUACAACUGCUGCACCUUGGACCGGGUGGACGUGGAUUCCUUCUAUCCUCGAUCAUUUGAUCUCACAAGUCCUCCUCAGGCAGCACACUUUGUGGAAGACUUCAAGCUCACAACGUGCCGCUGUUUGCUGCGGCGUUUUACGGAACUGGAGGGCCGUGUGGCAAGGGAUCUAGAAGGCCUGACAGGCAAAGCGUAUCCGCGCCACGUGUUGCAAAUCGCCCUGGACGUGUGUCGGAGGCAGGCCCGCGACGUGGAUGAUGCUUUGGACGAGGCGCCCAUGGCUGCAAUCUCCGAAGAGGAGUGGAUGGUCCUCAAGGAUUGGUCCUUGAAGACGCCGGGCAAGAAACUUGAGGCGAAGACCGCCCCAAAGCCGCCGUCUUCUUUCGCGAAAACCGCGAUUGAUGGAUCGCCACACGUCGACAUCGUGGACGCUGCACAUGAGGUCGAUGGCAGUGAUGAGGAACCGGAGCUCUCGCCCGAUGAGGACUCUCUCUUUGAGGUCGAUGAGGCGUUGCUGCAAGAAGCGCGGCAGGUGCUAGAGGAGUUGAAGCAGCCGCAAUCUGGCUUGGAUGGCUGUCAGAACAUCUGGGUCCUGAAGCCUGCGGGUAAAAGUCGAGGCCGUGGCAUUCAGCUCUCAGGGCGCCUGGAGAAGAUCCAGGAGGUGGCACUGGGCCGUGGCGCUGAGGCGCCGCUGAGCGAAUCGGUGACGGAUGUGUGA
Cladocopium goreaui is the source of this 2850-nucleotide messenger RNA. Lineage: Eukaryota; Dinophyceae; Suessiales; Symbiodiniaceae. The record is from the annotation of a GenBank genome assembly.